Sorex fumeus (smoky shrew) is the source of this 996-nucleotide messenger RNA. It is a transcript of the gene PPCDC, whose product is annotated as phosphopantothenoylcysteine decarboxylase. Lineage: Eukaryota; Metazoa; Chordata; Mammalia; Eulipotyphla; Soricidae. Gene Ontology annotation, molecular function: phosphopantothenoylcysteine decarboxylase activity; FMN binding. Gene Ontology annotation, biological process: coenzyme A biosynthetic process. The transcript is spliced from 6 exons. The record is from RefSeq and is a predicted model, not a curated record. Gene Ontology annotation, cellular component: phosphopantothenoylcysteine decarboxylase complex. The coding region runs from base 76 to 690 and encodes 204 amino acids.
CGAGACGCGCCUGGCGCGGAGCUUUAUGGAGUCCCGUCCUGACAGGCUGCCUGAACGCAAAGGCCUCACAGUCCUAUGGAACCCAGAGCCUCAUGUCCAGAGGGCACAGCCUCAGUGGAGAGGAAGAUCCAUGUCCUCGUGGGCGUCACCGGGAGCGUGGCAGCCCUGAAGUUGCCUCUCCUGGUGUCACAGCUUUUGGCCAUUCCCGACCUGGAAGUAGCGGUGGUGACAACCGAGAGAGCCAGACAUUUCUACAGCCCCCAGGAUGUCCCGGUCACCCUCUACAGUGAUGCUGACGAGUGGGAGAUGUGGAAGUGCCGGACCGACCCCGUCCUGCACAUCGAGCUGCGGCGGUGGGCGGACCUCCUGCUGGUGGCACCCCUGGACGCCAACACGCUGGGCAAGGUGGCCAGUGGCAUCUGUGACAACCUCCUCACGUGCGUCAUCCGGGCGUGGGACCGCAGCAAGCCCCUGCUCUUCUGCCCGGCCAUGAACACCGCCAUGUGGGAGCACCCCAUCACGGCACAGCAGGUGAGCCAGCUCAAGGCCUUCGGCUACACGGAGAUCCCCUGCGUGUCCAAGAAGCUGGUGUGCGGAGACCAAGGUCUGGGGGCCAUGGCAGAAGUGGACACCAUCGUGGAUAAAGUGAGAGAGACCCUCGGCACGUGCUGCAGCUUCCCUCAAAGCUGACCUGGGGAUUCUGUCCCUCGUGUCCCUCAUGUCCCUCGGUGGCCCCCUGCUUUCAGGCCAAAUCGGGGAAGAAGUCAGUCACAUCCACUCCGGCUGCGUCAGACCAGGCCUGGGCUUCAUCUGGGGCCUCCCGGGGACUGCCCUGCCCGGAUCCUCCUUUCCGCCAGGAGACCCCGGCUUCCUGGAGCCUCUUCCCCUCCUCCUGGCAGGGGCCGGGGGACCUGGAACUUGGAUUCUACGAUGUGCCUGGACAGAUUUCUAGAAAUAGCUGCAGCUGGAGACUCCACCAUGGCUGGCCCCUGAUUG